This is a messenger RNA of Oncorhynchus nerka (sockeye salmon), 2373 nucleotides long. RefSeq names its product protein phosphatase 1 regulatory subunit 14B-like. Gene Ontology annotation, cellular component: cytoplasm. Gene Ontology annotation, molecular function: protein serine/threonine phosphatase inhibitor activity. Gene Ontology annotation, biological process: innate immune response; regulation of phosphorylation. Bases 299 to 697 code for a protein of 132 amino acids. The record is from RefSeq and is a predicted model, not a curated record. The transcript is spliced from 4 exons. Lineage: Eukaryota; Metazoa; Chordata; Actinopteri; Salmoniformes; Salmonidae.
UGCCUAUACCAGUAUAGGACUGUAGGUCUACAGCUGAAGGAGGUGAAUGUUCUGUAUGCUCACUUAUUUUUUUGACCUGCCUGUAAUCGAUCAUUUAAUAUGUUUGAAGUAUUUGCGUGCGUAUUCUAGCCUAAAUUAUUUUAAUGAGUAGCUCAGUAAUUUUGGAAAAUACAAUGCAACUUCGGUCAGAGAGAACAAUAGCGUAUUGCAUACCCAGUAUUUAAACUGCUGAUAAGAAAUACACGUCGAAUAACCGCAUCUAAUUUCGAACCGGUCUUAUCUAGACGGGCAUAGGACAAUGGCGACGUUAACAAGCCAGGAUUCAACCGCUCAAGCGAGGGUUUAUUUCCAAACGCCUCCCGGUACCGAGGAUUCAGAAGUCGUCCAGAAGCAAGGCCGGGUAACCGUGAAAUACGAUAGAAAAGAGCUGAGGAAGCGACUCAAUUUAGAGGAGUGGAUAAUUGAGCAGUUAACGGAUUUAUACGACUGUGAGGAGGAGGAGAUUCCAGAGUUGGAGAUUGAUGUGGAUGAGCUGUUGGAUAUGCCCACUGAUGGAGACCGGGCAACCAGGGUCAAGGGUUUGCUGGUUGACUGUUACAAACCUACAGAUGACUUUGUCACGGCUCUCCUAGAGAAGGUUAAAGGUCUGCAGAAACUCAGCACUCCGCCCAAAAAGAAUGAAAAAUCUUCUCCUUAGCCUCAGAACAACCCCAACUGAUUACAACUCAGUUCUACACAGGGACACCCAGCUAGAAACCCUCAGCACCUAGAAUCCUUCAAUCAGCAGGAUUGGUAGAGGGAAGAAGAUCGACUAAUCAAAUCUCUGCAGCAGGGAUUACUAUGUCUCUGUCUUUGUUAAAACUAUUUGUGGAUUUAUAAUCAUGUUAUACAUAUACAGUAGUAAGUGAUGAGUGUUCAAAUAUCAGAAUAUAGUACAGCAUUGAUAAACUGAUGACAUGGAGGAAGAACAUGACAACAUUUAACUUGAGCUAUAAGUCACCAACAAAGCAUGACAAGUACAUAAACCUCAUAGUGAGUCAUGACAGAUGCAACUUUAUGCAGUCUAACAAAUGUAACUCUUUGGUUAGUUGAUUAGUCAACGUCACUGUAUGUAUAGUGCGGCAGGGUAGCCUAGUGGUUAGAGCGUUGGACUAGUAACCGGAAGGUUGCAAGUUCAAACCCCCGAGCUGACAAGGUACAAAUCUGUUGUUCUGCCCCUGAACAGGCAGUUAACCCGCUGUUCCUAGGCCGUCAUUGAAAAUAAGAAUUUGUUCUUAACUGACUUGCCUGGUUAAAUAAAGGUAAAAUAAAAAUAAAAAAUAGUAACAGCUAGAAAUAGUGGUUGGUAAUAGUUGGAGCCAUGUCAUUUUUACGAUGCCAUUUUAACUAGGAUUUACUGGAGAAUGGUUUAUUUGGUUUAUUUGGGGAAACGGUAGUUAAGUCUGUGUAAUGAUUUCAAGCCGAGCACUGUCAUCACCUGUCUAACAUUUCACACUGGACUACUGGGAGUGAACAUUAUGCUUUCUGUUACACCUUUGACAUGAGCAAGUGUGGACAGUUAUCAAAGAUAAACACCAGCAUGCCACACAAGGCACUGUAAUAACAUCAGUAGCCUACACGUUUUCAUUGCGCACAUUUUCUGUUAAAUAUACAUUUUGGGAAUAAUGCAUGACUGACUCUAUAAAACACAGGAAAACAUUUGCAAAUUAGGGUUAGAGCCCAUUUAAAUCCAUGACAUGAACUUUCACUACAGUGAAUGCUUUUGAGUCCUACUAUAACAUAUGGUUCAACUGGUUUCCCCUCCAUAUCCUCCACCCUGGUGCCUGAGAGUGACGGGGUGGGUCUGUUUCUCAGACCUGACCCAAGUAGAUAAAAAAAUAUAUAAAGUGAAGGCCUUUCUACUUGUUUCUCAAACCGAAAACACUUAGUCAUUAACCAUACAGUAAGCACUGCGAAAAGAACUUCGGCCUUAGAAGACUACAGCAAUGAUUGUAUCGACUAUUGUGGAUUAAGCAAUGUCUUUGAAAAGUAUGACAAUUGGUCCUGCAUUUCGCUGCGCCCGCAUGUGUACACCUCAUUACUAUAAUUCCUUAAUCUUUUGGACCCCAUUGAGAUGUUAUUUUGGGCAGGCUUUUAACUACCAGAUUCGCAGUGCAUCUCCUAGAACCUGCAUCACGUUGAAGACUGAAUCAAAUCAUGAACUGGGUUACUGUGUUCAUUUAGAGUGCUGGAGGUACAGUAGGCGACUGCAUAAUCUGUGGUGUGUGUGUUUAAGAUGUGAUUGCAAAACUAGUGACGUAAUGUAGCAAUACUUAAUGGUGCUGUUUAACAAUUUGUUACAUUUUUAUUAAAAUUCAACAUGUGUUUUACCUA